Molecule: messenger RNA, 1044 nt
Organism: Drosophila obscura
Lineage: Eukaryota; Metazoa; Arthropoda; Insecta; Diptera; Drosophilidae
Molecular function (GO): nucleic acid binding
Source: RefSeq, a predicted model, not a curated record
AUAACGGAAGCAGCUGUCAAAAACGAAAAAGGGACGCCUGUCCGCAAUUGACGACAAUUUUACCGCAUAGCGAAUAAAACCCCGCAGUCUGCCUGGGAUAUAAAUCUAUGGUGUAAAUCCUAUCCAAAGACGGACAACAAACGCUUUAAGAAUGGUUCUCGUACCUGCGGCGCGCGGAAUAGUGCAGGCUCUGAUGCGCUCAAACACCUUCGAGGAAAUUGCCCAGAUUAUGGAGUGCGAUGUGGAAAGUGUGGUCAGCUGCAUCAAGGAGUGCCAACUGGUCGAGGGCAACACGGCCGCAUUUAAGCUACCGACAAAGCCUGCGGCAGUGCGGCGUCCGCACAAAAUGGGUGCUAAUGUGGUGGAGCAGAUUCUGAGAGAUCAUCCGUCAUACACUUCGCUGGAUGUGCAGAGGGAGCUGGUGUCCCAGCACGGCAUCGAGAUGAAUCGUCGCACCCUGCAGCGUCGCGUCAGUGAUAUCAAGUCAAAACAUGUCCCGGCGAAGAACGUCGGGACUGAGUGUGCGCCAAAAAAACGGCGCGUGGCCUGGGCCAGCGCACACCAGGACUGGACAGUGCGCGACUGGCGCAAUAUCUUCAACAUGGACGAGCUUAAGUUUGUAGAUGGCACGCCGCCAAAGCAGAUUUUCGAGGAUACCCUGGUGGGUCCACAGGGGACCAAUUGCAGUGACCUGAGCCUCCUCGAACAGCUCAUGGCCAUUAUACAGCCGAAGAUCCAGGCGCUGGCUCCGAAAAAUGUCCACGAAUUCCGCGCCGUACUCUACGACGCAUGGCACAGCGACCAGGAGAUGGUGGAAAAGAUCGAGAAACUGUACGAGUCGAUGCCGGGGCGUGUGAAGGCGGUUCUACUCAGCGGCGGCGACGACUUAACCAAGUUCUGACCUCCACACUAUUGUAUAUAUGUAUCUUAAUUCUGUUCUAAAGAGUGAUGUAAUAAUAAUAAAAAAAUCUGUUAAAAUUCAAUUCGAAAUGCAGCCCUGUCUGAGCUGUGUUGCGACCCUGUCCAAGCAGGGCUGCCGACAAC